AUGAUCCCGACCAAAGGCGUCCUUUCCAAGCUGCCAUCAUCAUGGGUUCCAUAUGCUGAACUUUCUCGCAUCGAGAAGCCUGGUGGUCUAUAUGGCUUUUAUAUGGCCUACCUCAUUGGCCUCGGCUAUGGUUACAUGUGGUAUGCCGCGCAGACCGUGGGCGCAGGGGCUGCUAUUGCCUGCCUGCCGAGUCCAAUGCUUGCACUUGCUUACGCAGUGCCCAUCCAGCUGAGCGUCAGCUUGUACCCCCUUGCCAAGCGUCAUACAGACUUCCCACAGCUUGUCCUCAGCGCACCCAUUGCUGGUGGCGUUCUCAUGGCUGCUGCCUCUCUGGGCAUGGACCCGUUCACGACGUCUGCCACCGGCUUUCUGUUCAUGUCACAUUAUAUCUGGACGACUAUCUUCGACUACGUGAAUGCAUGCCAGGACACCGCCGAUGAUAUCAAGGCCGGUGUGAGGAGUAUGGCCGUCCGCUAUCAGAACACCAGCCUCUUCAUAUCCACGCUUGGCGCCGCACAGGUUGGAUGCCUGGCUGCCACGGGUGUCUUGGCUGGCUUUUCUCCUGUCUAUAUGAUCGGAGCAGUUGGCGGUAAUGCGCUUUGGCUAGCGGCAAUGGUUUUGACCGUCAAACGAACGAGACCAGAUAUAUCUGCGGCAUUGUUUGCAGAGUAUCACAGCAAGUCGGACGGGUUGGAGGACGCCGAGGUCGAUGAAUAA
Messenger RNA from Emericellopsis cladophorae, 717 nucleotides. RefSeq lists its product as uncharacterized. The record is from RefSeq and is a predicted model, not a curated record. Gene Ontology annotation, biological process: ubiquinone biosynthetic process. Gene Ontology annotation, cellular component: mitochondrial inner membrane. Gene Ontology annotation, molecular function: 4-hydroxybenzoate polyprenyltransferase activity. NCBI's taxonomy places the organism in Eukaryota, Fungi, Ascomycota, Sordariomycetes, Hypocreales, Bionectriaceae. The transcript is spliced from 6 exons. Bases 1 to 717 code for a protein of 238 amino acids.